CGUUCAUCGUGCAUAUUUGUCCGUACCUUCACCGCAAGUUGACUGCUGUUGACUGCAAGGUCACCAGACCUUUGCGCACAGUGUUGGUGCCUUGACUUGAACGUCAUUGGGUACUAUUGUUGACAUGUUCGAGUCGUAUGACCCUCCGUCGGACUGACAUCCCGGGAUCGCCGCUUGCCUUACCGUAGCUCUACUCCCAGGCUCUGACUUACACCACUGGCUACCAUGACAAGCUGCUCUAAAGGUGUUGCACUGAUCACUGGUGCUGGUCAAGGGAUUGGCCGUGCAAUUGCUCUUCGCCUGGCCGCCGAUGGCUUUGACAUUGGACUCAACGAUAUCUCUACCAACAAGUCUAAGAUUGAGGAGGUCGCGCAGGAGAUAGCGACUGCUCAUUCAGGACGAAGGGUCUGCGUACUUCUCGCAGAUGUCACAGUCGAGGACGAUGUUCGUAGUAUGGUGGACAGUGUCGUGACUGAGCUUGGUGGUCUGGACGUCAUGGUCGCAAACGCCGGUAUCAUUCACAUCGGACCAUUGGUGGAAACUACCACAGAAGACUGGGAGAAGAUCUUUGCAGUCAACGUCAGAGGGGUGUUUUUAAGCUACAAAUACGCGGCUAAAAAGAUGAUUGCCUUGAAUGAGACCCACAAACGAGGCCGACGCAUCAUUGGCGCCAGCUCUAUAUCCGGUAAAAGAGGUGAUGAAUACCUUAGCGCGUACUGUGCUUCCAAAUUUGCAGUCCGAGGUCUUACCCAGUCUACUGCCAUCGAAGUUGGACAACACGGUAUCACCGUGAAUACCUACGCUCCAGGACUAAUCGUGACUGCCAUGCAUCUCGACCUCAAUGCAGCGGCAAUGAAGCUGAGAGGAUUAUCUGACCCUGAUGUCUAUGACGAAAAUGCCAAGAAGAAGAUCUGUGUCGGGUAUAAGGGGACUCCAGACGACGUUGCGGGACUGGUCUCUUACAUUGCCUCCGCAGAAUCUCAUUUUAUCACAGGACAAAGUAUCACGGUCGAUGGUGGGAUGCAUUUUGACUAAAUGAUGCUGGUUGGCGGGGGGACUAAGACUCAUAUGUGCUACGGCCUGCAGUUGUAACAACUCUUGUACAGUAGGCAUGCUCUUGGCUAACGCUCAUAGACAUGCCCCUUCAUACGCGUUACCGUGCAUAAUAUCUAGGUCCGGAAGUCUACAUCUGCCAAUGGUGCACACGCAUAUGCAAUCCCUGAGUGAUACACGCCAAAGAGCA
Molecule: messenger RNA, 1243 nt
Organism: Suillus paluster
Lineage: Eukaryota; Fungi; Basidiomycota; Agaricomycetes; Boletales; Suillaceae
Product: NAD(P)-binding protein
Exons: 9
Coding region: 226-1035 (269 amino acids)
Molecular function (GO): oxidoreductase activity, acting on the CH-OH group of donors, NAD or NADP as acceptor
Source: RefSeq, a predicted model, not a curated record